CGCUUCGCUGCCGCCCCUUUCCAUCGGCGUUCAAUCGCGAGGCUGAUUGACCGCUGCAGCUCUCCUGUGUGGCCCGUGAGAACGCAGAUAUGGAUGUAACAGCCGCGGUACUGAAUUAAAUUCCGCCUAAAUACUCAACCGGGAACCCUCCAAGACAGGAAUCCUACACAGACUGCCGGCAGGGAUUUACGACAGUACGGAGCGGAGGGAGACACGGGAGCGUGGCAGGAGGGACGCUCGAGCUCAACCGACCGACAGUCAGUGCACGCAGAAAUGGCGGAGCACCACGCAGCCAGCGACGGCAAACACAAAGCGUCCGGCAGUGCGAGUGGCACGGUGCACGCGAGCAGCCGACCCGGCGCCACCGGUGGAGGCGGGGGGAAAGGAGGCCUGUCUGGCGGACUUACCCAGCCGGCGGGAUGGCAGUCUCUCCUGUCGUUCAGCAUUCUUUUUCUGGCCUGCCUCGCGGGAUUCAGCUCCAGACUUUUCGCGGUCAUCCGGUUUGAGAGCAUCAUCCACGAGUUUGAUCCAUGGUUCAACUACAGAUCAACACACCAUCUCGCCAGUAAUGGCUUCUAUGAGUUCCUCAACUGGUUUGAUGAGAGAGCCUGGUACCCCUUAGGCAGGAUUGUUGGUGGCACGGUCUACCCCGGGCUAAUGGUGACUGCCGGCCUGAUCCACUAUAUGCUGAACUUCCUCCACAUCACCGUCCACAUUCGGGAUGUGUGUGUGUUUCUCGCUCCGGUCUUCAGUGGAUUGACAGCCAUCUCCACCUUCCUGCUGACACGGGAGCUGUGGAACCAGGGUGCAGGGCUGCUGGCAGCCUGCUUUAUUGCCAUUGUCCCGGGAUACAUCUCGCGCUCCGUGGCGGGUUCUUUUGACAACGAGGGAAUUGCCAUCUUUGCUCUGCAAUUUACUUACUACCUUUGGGUAAAAUCGGUGAAGACGGGCUCCGUGUUCUGGACCAUCGGCUGCUGUCUUUCCUAUUUCUACAUGGUGUCAGCAUGGGGAGGAUACGUCUUCAUCAUCAACCUCAUUCCUCUGCAUGUGUUUGUGCUGCUGCUGAUGCAACGCUACAGCAGGAGGGUCUACAUCGCUUACAGCACUUUCUACAUCGUGGGCCUCAUACUGUCCAUGCAGGUUCCGUUUGUUGGCUUCCAGCCAAUCAGGACCAGCGAACACAUGGCUGCUGCCGGUGUGUUUGCUCUUCUCCAAGCCUAUGCCUUCUUGCAGUACCUGAAAGACAGGCUGACCCGCCAGGAGUUCCAGACGCUCUUCUUCCUCGGCGUCUCUCUUGCAGCCUGCGUCGUCUUCCUCACAGUGAUUUAUCUCACAUACACAGGGUACAUCGCUCCGUGGAGUGGCCGUUUCUAUUCUCUCUGGGACACCGGCUAUGCAAAGAUCCACAUCCCCAUCAUCGCUUCCGUCUCGGAGCACCAGCCGACCACGUGGGUCUCCUUCUUCUUUGACCUCCACAUCCUGGUCUGCACUUUCCCAGCAGGCCUCUGGUUCUGCAUCAAGAACAUCAACGACGAGCGCGUGUUCGUGGCGCUGUACGCCAUCAGCGCCGUCUACUUCGCCGGUGUGAUGGUGCGGCUGAUGCUGACGCUGACCCCGGUGGUGUGCAUGCUGUCGGCAGUGGCUUUCUCCAGCGUGUUCGAGCACUACAUGGGAGACGACACCAAAAGGGAGAAGCCCCCCGCUGAAGACAGCAGCGACGAGGACGACAAGAGGAAUUCUGGGAAUCUCUAUGAUAAGGCCGGCAAGGUGCGCAAACACGUGUCGGAGCAGGAGAAAGCCGAGGAGGGCCUGGGCCCGAACAUCAAGUCCAUCGUCACCAUGCUCAUGCUGAUGCUGCUGAUGAUGUUCGCCGUCCACUGCACCUGGGUCACCAGCAACGCCUACUCCAGCCCCAGCGUGGUGCUGGCGUCCUACAACCACGACGGGAGCAGGAACAUCCUCGACGACUUCAGGGAGGCCUAUUACUGGCUGAGGCAGAACACGGACGAGCACGCCCGCGUCAUGUCAUGGUGGGACUACGGCUACCAGAUAGCCGGGAUGGCCAACCGGACCACCCUGGUGGACAAUAACACGUGGAACAACAGUCACAUAGCGCUGGUGGGAAAGGCCAUGUCGUCCAAUGAGAGCGCGGCGUACAGAAUCAUGCAGUCACUGGACGUGGACUACGUGCUGAUCAUCUUCGGGGGCGUCAUCGGUUACUCCGGAGACGACAUAAACAAAUUCCUGUGGAUGGUGAGGAUAGCGGAGGGCGAGCAUCCCAAAGAAAUCCGGGAGAGCGAUUACUUCACUCCCCAGGGAGAGUUCAGGGUGGACAAGGCCGGGUCACCGACUCUGCUCAACUGCCUCAUGUACAAGAUGUCCUACUAUCGAUUUGGAGAAAUGCAGCUGGACUUCAGGACGCCCCCCGGCUUCGACCGGACGCGCAACGCCGAGAUCGGCAACAAGGACAUCAAGUUCAAGCACCUGGAGGAGGCCUUCACCUCGGAGCACUGGCUGGUUCGCAUUUACAAGGUGAAGGAUCUGGACAACCGGGAGCCGCUGGACCGCAAGCUCCGCAGCGUAACGCCCCGGCAGAAGUACACCUCCAAAAAGACCGCCAAGAGGAAGCGAGGGCAGAUCAGGAACAAGCUGGUCCUGAAGAAGGGCAAGAGAGCCCCCAAAACCCACCAGUGAUGCACUCGGACGGACGACCAGGAACCUCCAACGAGCGACGAAGAACUCCACGUUGAGCGUCUCUCGUUCGAGCGCCAACGCGUGUUGAGGAAGCGUGGGAUCUGGCUCGCUCCAGAAUUGUCCGUUUUAUCCUGAAGACGUCUGUCUGGCUUUUUUUUCCCCCCCUUUCUUUUCUUUUGUUUUUGUUUUUUAACUUGAAUGUGAGGCAUAGGGCUGCUCUGCGUGGUUCAGCGUUGAUUUACAUUUUUGUGGUUUAUUAAUUAUCAGACCAGGGGUCGGGUGAAGGUGGUACGAGCGACGAAGAGGAGGAGGAGGAGGAUUUGCACCAAAGAGCCAUCGACCUCGCUCCACGGCACAUGUGAGCU
Molecule: messenger RNA, 3059 nt
Organism: Oryzias latipes (Japanese medaka)
Lineage: Eukaryota; Metazoa; Chordata; Actinopteri; Beloniformes; Adrianichthyidae
Product: dolichyl-diphosphooligosaccharide--protein glycosyltransferase subunit STT3B
Biological process (GO): post-translational protein modification
Cellular component (GO): membrane
Molecular function (GO): dolichyl-diphosphooligosaccharide-protein glycotransferase activity
Source: RefSeq, a predicted model, not a curated record